AGCAUAUACAGAAGAAACUGGGCUUGAUCCCUGGAUAAUGUCUGAAACUCCUGAACCCCCACAAAUCGAAAAGACUAAUAAUUACCUUUCACAGGAUUGUGUUAUCAAAAUUUUCAAGUUUCCGGAAGAGAAAGAUAUAAUCCAUGAAACAGUACAUAAACGUUUUCCUUUCUUAUCAUAUACUAAUUCGAAUGCAUGGUACCGAGAUGUUUUUAAAUAUACAGAUUCAGAAGCUAAAUGUCCUGUAUGCAAAGAGGUAUAUACAUGUUUAGGUAUAUGGGGUGAUUGGAGCUGUCUUGAUAAAAAUGAUCACUAUUAUCUUAAUUGUCCUUUUCGCAUUGAUCAAAAGAAAGUUAUAAUCGCUAUACAGAGCUUACCAGAAAUUCAAGUAAGUGUACCAAACAAAAUCAGUAACUCACUAAUUCAUCCAAACAAAACUCGCCUUUAUCAAUAUGCCAUCAAACAUGAAAUGGAUCCCGAGAAAUCUUUGGUCAUUACUGAGGCUGAGAAAAAAAGAUGGACCAUGGGAUGCUUCCGUGGUGACCUGGAGAGAGAUAUAUGCUGUUAUCGUGAAGGAAUAAAAAGGAAUGAAGAUACUAGAAAAUACCAUAAAUUUUUAACAGAUUGGAAAAGACUGACUGGCGAAGAGUUAUUACAUCAUGGUAUACUAAAGAGUGGUUUAACUGAAGACGCCACCAUGGUCGCAUGGCUCAAAGAGUCUACACUUCACAAACCCAAUGUGUUACAUUAA
Messenger RNA from Diversispora eburnea, 751 nucleotides. NCBI's taxonomy places the organism in Eukaryota, Fungi, Glomeromycota, Glomeromycetes, Diversisporales, Diversisporaceae. The record is from the annotation of a GenBank genome assembly.